Molecule: messenger RNA, 1548 nt
Organism: Hydatigera taeniaeformis
Lineage: Eukaryota; Metazoa; Platyhelminthes; Cestoda; Cyclophyllidea; Taeniidae
Source: the annotation of a GenBank genome assembly
AUGAUGAGGCCGGACAUCUUGUCUCAUUUCGGUGCAAAGCUUGAGUAUCUGCUCUCCUCAAGAGCAGAAAUAAUCAGUCGCAUGCAUAGGCCACCGCCUGCAGAAGGCAACAAUUUAGAAGAGCUUUUAGGCGAAGAACCGGUCCCACCAAUAGCCGUUCCUAGGCCUUAUGUUCCUGUCUGGCCUGAUGAAAAGGCUGCUGCCUACUGCGCUCUUACACCACCGCUGGAGACUUUUAUGGUUGUUCCCGACGAAACUAGGCGGGAACAAUUUUUUCGCACCGCCCGCCAAGAUGAUAUGCUUAUUGGUUCUGUCAGUGCGAUUCAGGAUUCUGGCUUGAUCAUCACACUUCUGGCUUAUGACCAAGGACCCCGUCGUGACUUUGACGGGCUUAGGUUGACCGUACGUCGGAUGACUUAUAAUCCAGACUUUGAUCCCUUCAUUCUGGACGUGCACCACUCCGGUCGGCUGAUUUUGAGCAUGAAUGAAAAAGCUCUCAACACCAAUCUCUAUGGUGACAUUACCUUGGGGAUUAUUUCCGAUGAUGAUUUGCCACUUCAUUACAGAAAGCUGCAAAACCUCGAUGGAAAGUCCUUCGAAGCUUGUCUCAUGGGGACGCCGCAGUUUCGUAACCCCGAUGGUCUUCGCGUCCUCUGUUCUAGAUUUGGCAUUCCGAGAGCUUCCGCUUGUAGUCUGUUACUCUCAAUGGCCAAGUAUGCUUUCUUCUUGCUUUUCUUUCCCAUAUUUUACUUAUCCUUUGGUGAAUUUCAUGCCUCUUCAAGGAUCAGUCUUCCGAAACCGGAAAUGGCCUGUGAAUUACGUCGUGUACAGCUUUACAAUAUGUCGAUGAGGCACGUGGCUCAGGGUGUUAGAUACUUCAAGGAAGGUCGGAACACAGAAGCACUUCAGUGCUACAACUUUGCCAUCGAGGUGGAGAAUAAUAAUGCUGAUGCUUAUGUUGCGCGCGGUGCUCUCUAUGCGUCUAUUGGUACGUAUGUCAAGGCCAUCGACGAUUUGGAGAGGAGCCUAAACCUCCAGCCAAACCACGCUAAUGCAAAGAACUACCUUGGUCAGACACUUUUGGCCUAUGCUUGCGAAUUGACUUCAAAGGAUCCCACAAAAGCUGAACAGCUACUACGAAGGGCUCUCGAUUUGGAUCCAAACAACAUAGAGGCGCGUGAAGCGCUUCGAGACUUACCGGGGGGAGGGACUGUUAAUACAAACGUAAAUCAGGGUCGCGAUGUCAGUAUGCAUUCAUGGUCACGGUCGCCCUCACUGCCGUCGGGAAGCAAUAUCUCUAGCAAACGGGGCAAUGUCCCUAUAGGCAUUCAGCAGCGUCACGGUGACCGUUCACCCCCCGCCUCACCACCGAGCGCCUCUCAACGAGCUGAUCAGUUCUCUCGGUUUGAGAGGUCACGCGCAGCACUUGAACAGCUCGUCAAUGAGGACCGGUCGAGACGAGAAGCCAUGCGGCGAGGUAGCGCUGCAGGUCGCCCUGGAUCUGGUGAUGAUUUUCAGUCGCCACCUUGUAAGCUCAUUUUCUUUUAG